Emericellopsis atlantica is the source of this 1557-nucleotide messenger RNA. RefSeq lists its product as uncharacterized. Gene Ontology annotation, cellular component: cytosol; nucleus. NCBI's taxonomy places the organism in Eukaryota, Fungi, Ascomycota, Sordariomycetes, Hypocreales, Bionectriaceae. Bases 1 to 1557 code for a protein of 518 amino acids. Gene Ontology annotation, molecular function: cysteine-type endopeptidase activity; cysteine-type deubiquitinase activity. The record is from RefSeq and is a predicted model, not a curated record. The transcript has 6 exons.
AUGGCUGCUCGACCAGCAACUCCUGCCUCGCCUAAGAACGUGAAGGUCAAGGAGCCUGCGCCUGGGUCUCCCCUGUUUGGCUGUGAACAUGUUCAGCGUCUCUUCAACCAGGGACAGGAGAUCAUGAACCACUCCAUCGGCCACUACAAAAUGAUCCUACGGGGCAUCUUUGACAGCACGCCCGUCGUCCCACAAACCUUUACAAACUCACAAGGCCAACCUACCACCUGCUUGACGUCCACCAACCUAUGUCUGCAGUGCCCAACGAACUUGACAGAUGAAGAACGAUUAAAACAUGGCAAUAAGACAUCACAUCGCUUUUAUAUUGACUCUCGCAGUGGCUCGCUGUACUGCCAAGUCUGCGACGAUAUAGUAUGGGACCCUACGCUCGAAGAGCUUCGCGUGCGGAAAAUUGGCACAGGCUCUUUCUCUGGACGCAAGAGGAAACACGACGAGCUAUUCCCCGACGCCAUGAAGGAGGAUCCCCGAUACAUUGCGACGAAUACCACAUUGGCCUCGUGCCGGGCCAACGGCCUGCGCGGGAUCUACAACGCCGGCGCCACCUGCUACCAGAACGUCGUCCUGCAGAGCUUCCUGCAUAAUCCCCUGCUGCGCAACUUCUACCUUAGUGACGGGCACCAGAGCAGCGAAUGCGGCGUGUCCUACUGCCUCAGCUGCGCGAUAGACGACAUGUUCCAGGACUUUUACGCCCUCGAGAACACCAACGGCUACACAGCCGCCAACAUCUUGUCCGGCUUCUGGAUCUCCGAGAACAAGGCUUUUGAGAACCUCGUCACCACCCGCGAGCAGGACGCCCACGAAUUCUUCCAGUUCCUCGCCGAGGAGCUGCACGAGAGGAAUGGGGACGGGAAGAAACCAGAGAGCGGCAGCGAGCACACCUGUAACUGUGUCAUGCACCAGACCUUUUACGGCAAGAUGCAGACGGACACGACCUGCCAGAACUGCUCGGGCACCACGCACGCUGUGCAGUCCUUUCUCGACCUUAGUCUCGGUCUCGAAUCGCUCGUGCAGAAGCGCAAAAAGGCUGUCAAGGAAAAAGGCGGCAAUGCCCCGCCCCUGACCCUCAUCGACUGCCUGGAUGAGGAGUACAUCAAGUCAGACAAGUGCGACUAUCGGUGCCACAAGUGUGACUCGAUACAACAGGCGCGGAGGCUCACGAGCAUCAAGCGCCUGCCCAACGUCCUCUCGAUACAAUUCAAGCGGUUCGAAUACAAGCAGGGGCGACAUGAUCGCGCCGCCUCCAAAAUUGACGACCCAGUCAGCUUCCCCCUCCAGCUCAACAUGCUGCCCUAUACACAUCGCGUGCGCGCCAAGGAAGGCCGCGAGGGCAGGGAGCUGGAGCGAUCCUGCACAUACGACCUGCUGAGCGUCGUGGUCCACGUAGGCGAGAUUGAGACGGGCCAUUAUGUCUCCUACUGCCGUGUUGGCGAUCAGUGGUUUCGCUUCAAUGAUCAUAAUGUGCGGCUGGCUACAGUGUCCGAGGUCCUGGGGGCGAAAGCGUAUCUGCUCUUCUACAUCAUUCGCUCCCUCGCCUAG